AUGGGAAGAAAGGGGCAGACAACAGCCUCCAUGGAGGUUGCUGCCAUCGUGGAAGCCGAGCUUGAUGCUCAGCACAAGUUGUGGGACUCCCAAAUUCAGGAGGUCCAGGCAGCGGUGAUGGCGCUAGCGGUACAGCAAGCGGCGGUUCAGUCAAAUAUGUCAGAGGUGCAAAAAUCUUUAGCCGCUCACCAAGAUCAGAACAUCGCUUUCCAAAAGUCGAUGUUGGAAGAGAUCCGCGCUCUGUGCACCCGAAACUCACCGCCCGUAUCGACCCAAGCAGAACGUAUUACGUCUACUAGACCACCACCACAUAGCAAGAUCUUGUCUUCAUCGGCAACCACGCUAGGAUCUCCGGGAGCCAUGGCAACGACGGGGGGUAUUUUCUCGACCAAUCACACCUUCACGGCACCUAAUCACCCAAUAUUUGCUGGUGCCGGACCCGAUUUGGGAUUCUUGGCGUCAAAUCCGUUUAUUCCACCUUCGAUUGUUCUCCUAGGAACAUCGACUAUGGGGUCACCAGUGUUGCAACCCCAGAUGCCAAUACCUCAAUAUUCUCAGCCACCACUAAGAACAACGGAGAACCAUCCGCUGUUUGGAGUACACACCACUCAUUCGGGACCGUUCAUGUCACCAGGACCACACAUCCCCUAUCACUCAGCAUCUCAAAUGAUGCCGAUAAGCUCAAGACCUCAUUCUCCCCAUUUUUCUAACAUGAAACCCAUGAAAUUGGAUCUUCCUCGUUUCUAUGGCGAAGACCCCUAUGGCUGGUUGGCAAUGGCGUAG
Molecule: messenger RNA, 783 nt
Organism: Prunus armeniaca (apricot)
Lineage: Eukaryota; Viridiplantae; Streptophyta; Magnoliopsida; Rosales; Rosaceae
Source: the annotation of a GenBank genome assembly